Penicillium oxalicum is the source of this 1644-nucleotide messenger RNA. Its product is annotated as putative cellobiose dehydrogenase. Bases 1 to 1644 code for a protein of 547 amino acids. Gene Ontology annotation, molecular function: flavin adenine dinucleotide binding; oxidoreductase activity, acting on CH-OH group of donors. The record is from RefSeq and is a predicted model, not a curated record. Lineage: Eukaryota; Fungi; Ascomycota; Eurotiomycetes; Eurotiales; Aspergillaceae. The transcript has 2 exons.
AUGCAGCUCUUGCGCGUGAGCCUCCAAGCAGCGUUGAUCGCUGCGGCUGGUAGCCUGGCUUCGGCUUCAACUUUCAAGAGUGAUCACUAUGAUUAUAUCGUCGUCGGAGGCGGCCCCUCGGGUAUCAUCGCCGCGGAGAGAUUUGUCGAGGCGGGCAAGAAAGUCCUCCUUCUUGAGCGUGGUCAAGGGCCAACCGUGGCCACCGGCGCCAACGAUACUCUUCCCUGGAACAACGAGUUGACACCAAUUGACCUGCCCGGACUGUCUGCAGAUAUCGGAGCUCUUCCAGAAUGGAAGCAGUACAUGUGCACCGAUACUGCAGGCAACGCAGCCUGUGUCCUCGGAGGCGGCACAACGGUCAACUACAUGGUCUUUAUCCACCCCUCCGAUCACGAUUUCGACCACAACAGCAACUGGCCUGCUGGGUGGAAGUGGAGGGACAUCAAGCCUGCUGCGGAGAGACUCUACGAGCGAAAUGCGGGCACAACCCAGCCGUCUAUCGAUGGCAAGCGAUACGAUCAGGGUGCCUACAACGUUCUCUCGCGCUUCUUCAACAGACUUGGCUGGAAGUCAGUCGACACCAUCGACGAGCCUAACAAGAAACACAAGGUCUACAGUUACCCUGCGUGGAACAUCAAGGACUCGGUUCGCGCAGGACCUGUCCGGACUUACUUGCCCAUUGCCCAAAAGAGCGAGUCCUUCGAUCUGCACCUGGGCGUGAAAGUGCUUCGGGUUGUGCGCGAAGGCUCCAAGAUCACCGGUGUCGAGGUGCAAACAGGCUCCAACGAGACCGAGAUCGUUACUGUGGGCCCCAAUGGUCGCGUCGUUCUCGCCGCCGGUGCCCUGUCCACUCCGCGCCUCCUCUUCAACUCGGGUAUCGGCCCGGCGAAGCAGAUUGAAAUGGCCCAGAGCAGCGGCAUUGCUGUCCCCGCUAAGGAGGACUGGAUUCAACUGCCAGUCGGCGUCGGUCUCAUGGAUCACCCCAUCUUCACGAUCACAGUCAAGACCAACGGAACAUUUGGCAUUCCCGACUACAACAGCAUUCUCGAUGGCAGUGACGCCACCGACAUUGAGCUCUACAAGCAAGGCAGCGGCCUUCUGACCCAAGGCAAGCACCGCAUGAUCUUCUUCAGCUCAAACACCUUCCGCAACCACACUCGCUACUACCAGGGUUCUUGCGCUCCGAGCAAAAACGGCGUUAUCGGCAUCAAGGUUUACAUGACCCACGGACUCACCUCGCACGGUGUUCUCGGUCUCGAUUCCAAGCAAAACACCGUCGUCCAGAAGUCCCCCUACAUGCAGACUCCCGAUGACCGUAUGGCCGCUCGCGCCUUCAUUCAGGGUUUGGUCAAGGAUAUUGAGGCUCCCUCGUCCGGUCUGACUCUGGUGGACAAUCUUAACACCACCGCCAUUCUGAAGAGCCUGACACCCGGUACUCACUAUGCCACUACCGCGAAGAUGGGCGUGGACGAUGGCCGCAAGAACGGUACCUCUGUGGUGGAUACCAACACCAAGGUCUACGGCACUGACAACCUGUUCAUUGUCGAUGGCAGUAUUCACCCCGACCUUUCCACGGGUAAUAUCCAGGCUACCAUCAUGGUCGUUGCGGAGGCUGCCGCAGCCAAGAUUUUGGCUGUGAAUUAA